CAUCUAGCUCCGGAGUGUGAGAAUCCGAGAGAAAAGUCAGAAACCCGAAACUUGCCGGAGCAAACUGUCUGUAAUACUUUCGGAGAAGAAGGGAUGUCGAGGGGAUCUCGGUUCCUUAGGGCUCCUGGCCUCCUACUACGUCACGCUUAUCUUCGCCCUCAUCCCAGAACACCGUCUUUUUCCUACCGUCUUCGCUCUGAUUAUCUUCUUCAUCAUCAUGGCUUCUCCAGUUUCAUCAGACGUAAUUCAGUUCGGACAUCCCCGGCUAUUAACGCCUUCCUCUCCGAUCCCACAUCAUCACCAUCCCCAAUUCGUUUCGUUCAACGGAGUUCCAUGGUUAACGGGGGUGUUCAGUUCUCGACGUCCACUCCAAAUCCCAAUCAAGACGCCACCAAGUCUAAGCAAAUCAAGAAGACUUCUUCGGACUCAGAGUCGGCUAUGGCUGACAUGAAGAUCCUCCGCACGCUUGCCGGAUAUUUGUGGAUGAGAGACAACCCAGAAUUCCGCUUCAGGGUCAUCACUGCCUUGGGCUUUCUCGUAGGGGCUAAGGUCUUGAAUGUCCAGGUCCCUUUCCUCUUCAAAUUGGCUGUUGAUUGGCUGGCUUCAGCCACCGGCACUGGCGCCUCUCUUACCACCUUCGCCGCUGCAAACCCUUCUCUUGUUGCUGCUUUCGCUACUCCUUCUGCCGUCCUCAUUGGAUAUGGCAUUGCUCGGACGGGUUCUUCUGCUUUUAACGAACUUCGUACUGCUGUAUUCUCCAAGGUUGCUCUCCGCACAAUACGAUCUGUUUCUAGAAAGGUGUUCUCACAUUUACAUGAUCUUGACCUUCGUUAUCACCUAAGUCGAGAAACAGGUGGUUUGAACAGAAUUAUUGAUCGUGGUAGCCGUGCAAUAAAUUUUAUCCUCUCGGCUAUGGUUUUCAAUGUUUUUCCUACCAUUUUGGAGAUAUCUAUGGUAUCAGGUAUACUAGCAUACAAGUUCGGAGCUCCUUUUGCCUGGAUUACUACUCUUUCAGUUGGAGCGUAUAUCGCUUUUACGUUAGCUGUGACACAGUGGCGAACAAAGUUUAGAAAGGCCAUGAACAAAGCUGAUAAUGAUGCUAGCACAAGGGCCAUUGAUUCUCUGAUAAAUUAUGAGACCGUUAAAUAUUUUAACAAUGAAGGUUAUGAGGCUGAAAAGUAUGACCAGUUCCUGAAAACUCUGUCAACAGCAAUGGUGUUGUGCUCUCAGGGUAUCUUGAAUGGCCAGAUGACAGUCGGUGACUUGGUUAUGGUGAAUGGACUUCUCUUUCAGUUAUCUCUUCCUCUGAACUUUUUGGGUAGUGUUUACCGUGAAACCAUUCAGAGCCUUGUGGACAUGAAAUCAAUGUUCCAGUUGUUAGAGGAGAAAUCUGAUAUCACAGAUAUAAUUGACGCAAAGCCUCUUGUUCUGAAAGGCGGAAACAUUCAGUUUGAAAAUGUACACUUCAGUUACGCUCCUGAGAGAAAAAUUUUGGAUGGAAUUUCCUUUACGGUACCGGCAGGAAAGAGUGUGGCAAUUGUUGGUACUAGCGGGAGUGGCAAGUCAACAAUUCUUAGAAUGCUAUUCAGAUUCUUUGACACAGAUUCCGGAAAUGUAAAGAUUGACGGGCAAGAUAUAAAGGAAGUGAGACUAGAUAGCCUCCGAAGCUCCAUAGGAGUUGUGCCGCAAGAUACUGUGUAUGAUGCUGCUCGGCAUGCUGCAAUUCAUGAAACGAUCAGUAAUUUCCCUGAUAAAUAUUCAACGAUUGUUGGGGAAAGGGGGCUAAAGUUGAGUGGUGGAGAGAAACAAAGAGUGGCACUUGCUCGGGCAUUCCUGAAAUCCCCUGCGAUUUUGUUGUGCGAUGAGGCAACGAGUGCGCUGGACAGCACAACAGAGGCAGAGAUACUGAACGCACUCAAGGCACUGGCGAGUAACAGGACAUCCAUCUUCAUAGCCCACAGGCUGACCACUGCGAUGCAAUGUGAUGAGAUAGUAGUACUGGAAAACGGUAAAGUGGUGGAACAAGGCCCCCACGACGUGCUGUUAGGGAAGGCAGGGAGAUACGCGCAGCUAUGGACGCAACAAAACAGCACUGUGGAUAUGAUUGAUGCGGCUAUCAAACUGGAGGAGUGAAUCCAAAGAGGCCAGAGGAAAAAGUGUAAACUUGUUUAUUUACCUCACUGAUUCUUUUCCUUUUCAAGUGUAAUGGAGCACAUGUAGUGAAUAGGUUCCCCAAUGGACACGAAACAAAGGGAAUUAAUAAAUGGUGAAUGAUAUGUAUGUAACACAAGUUUUUGUGGACUUGAGAUUUUUGGUAAGAGUGGAAGGAAAUGUUCAGAUGAUAUGGGAAGCAAGUACUAACAAUGAAAUGAGCUUACUAUGGUA
Messenger RNA from Thlaspi arvense, 2385 nucleotides. The record is from the annotation of a GenBank genome assembly. Lineage: Eukaryota; Viridiplantae; Streptophyta; Magnoliopsida; Brassicales; Brassicaceae.